CGGGCGGAGCCAAGUAGGAGGAAAUGGUACUGUUGGCUGACUGCUCCCAAGAAAACCGGCGACGAGCAUCCAUACCCGGCAGUUUGACCGUACAUCUUCGCUGCUUUCAAGUCACCUUUACUGCAACUGCAACCGAGCAAGACACAUCUCUCAAGCAGAACUUCAUUCACGCACUAAAACACAUCGACAUCUCGCUACUUAUAAACCAAGCAACACUUGUAUGCUGCCAUUUCUAGAAAUAUCUGUGAAGGGCUCGGAGAUUAACGUUAUAGAUAAACGGCUGCAGGAUGGAGACGCAGAUACAUGUGCCCGUGGGGUCGCCGGUUAUUAGAAAAAUUCCCAUUUUCGUGGACGAGCACAACGUGACGGAGGGGGCGAUGAAGCUCAUUAAAGAGCUGAGACCGGCGUGGGACACGAGCCAUGUCAAGACCAAGCUCUUCACUGAUGGAACCACCAACAAGCUAGUGGGCUGCUAUGUGGAGGAAAGUCCAGAGGAUGUGGUCUUGGUCCGAGUAUACGGGAACAAGACAGAACUGAUUGUGGACAGAGACAAUGAGCUCAAAAGCUUUCAGGUGCUACAUGCUAAUGGUUGUGCUCCUCGCCUCUACUGCACCUUUCAGAAUGGCAUCUGCUAUGAGUUCAUGCAGGGGGACGCUCUUGGGACGCAGGACGUCAGGGAUCCUUCCUUACUAAGAAUGAUAGCCAGGGAGAUGGCUCGUAUCCAUGCCAUCCAUGCACACAAUGGCUGCAUCCCCAAACCCAACCUGUGGAUCAAGAUGCGAAAAUACUUCUCCCUCGUGGCCACCGAGUUCACCGACCAAGCGUCCAACGUUAGAAUACAGCAGGAGGUGCCCAGCAAAGCUGUGCUGGAGCAGGAGAUGGUGUGGAUGAAGGAGCAUCUCUCCACUCUGGGCUCCCCUGUGGUGCUCUGCCAUAAUGACCUGCUCUGCAAGAACAUCAUUCACAACAGCAAAGAGGGUCAUGUUCGCUUUAUAGACUAUGAAUACUCCAGCUACAACUACCAGGCAUUCGACAUCGGCAACCACUUCAAUGAAUUUGCAGGAAUGGCGGAGCUGGAUUAUGGACUGUACCCGAGUCGGGAGAUGCAGAUGGAGUGGCUCAAAGUGUACCUGCAGGCAUACAAAUUCUUCACCAAGAAAACAGAGGAGGUCAGCCAGCGAGAGCUGGAGACACUCUAUGUACAGGUCAACAAGUUUGCUCUGGCUUCUCACUUCUUUUGGGGCUUCUGGGCGCUCAUCCAGGCCAAAUACUCCUCCAUCGACUUCGACUUCCUCGGGUACGCUGUGCUACGUUUCAACCAGUACUUUGAGACCAAACCUGCAGUGAUGGCCCUGCAGAUCCCAGAAUGAGAGGAGAUGGAGAAAGACAGACUGCGGAGAGAAGACAGGAGGGAAGGUGUAACAGGUUCUAUGCUGGGACUUCCUGUAGGGUGGGAACUCUUCUCUGUGAGCCAGCUGUUGAUGGACCUCUGCUCAGUCUACCCAGCAUCCUUUUUCUGCAACAAGCGCAAUUACUCUUUCAUUGCCCCAACGUAGCUCCACGUCUGUCACAACUCUAGCUCAAGAAUGAUGAAACUUCAGUGAGCUCUGUGUGUAUGUGUGUGAGUGUAUGCUUGUGUAUGUUUGUGUACUUAAUUUAUCUUGAUAAACCCUGACGUCUCGCUUUCCCUCUUCGGGCAGCUGAACAAGGCAUAGUGAGCAGAGCCGUCUGAGUUUAGGGUAGAGAUCACAGACUUGCUUUAUCGUCUGUCACUCUGGCGCCAAAAUGUUCCACAACGCUGGUAAUGAAGGUCAAAAGAGGGAUGAGACUGUUAAGGAGGGUUUGAUGCUGACAUUGGCAGAUAGUUUGUCCUGCUCUCUGUGCACUGUAUCUAUGGCUCAUUGCCACGGCCUCGUUAUAGUUAGAAACUGACUACAGAGGCAUUUCACCUGGGAUUCCUCAGAUUUUGCAUGUGGUGUGUGUGGUGAGACCAUUCCUCCUUCUGUCUGCAGACAUUUUAACACUUUAAGUUCUGACUCGUGCGAUCCUUCCUCUUUUCUUCCUCUGUCUUUGAUGCUAAGUGCUCAUAGCUGCUGUAUUUCUGCACUGCACUUCCCAGAGAUUACCUGUGCAUCAAACCCUGUGGACGGUACUGUGUUGUUUGUUUCCUCUGGUUUUCUUCUGUCAUUGCAGUUUGAGCUUCAGUAUCUCUUGUAGUUAUUCCAAGCAAACUACUGCUGCUGCUAGAAAUGCAAAACAAACUUCUCUGUGUGCUAGUGGACUUCUCUUUAGGAAGAACCUCCACUGAGUCCGUGGAACAGCAAAUGGAAAAGCUUUUCAUGGACUAGCUGUAGGUUGAAUCACUAUUGUGUUAUAGCAAUCGGUGAUAGAGAGUAGCUUAAUGUGCAUUUAUUUAUUUAUGUGAAGACGUGGAUUACUUAACAUCUCAGGUGAAACAGCUCCUCAGUUUGGGUUGUUUUGUGUUGAACUUGGAAUUGAUAUGAAGCAGGAGGGGAGAUAGAUGUUGGGUAAAAAGAGAGGACCUGUGUAAACGUCACUCUCAACUCUGUGUGCAUUGCUGUCCUCGAACCGUUUUCCACCUUUUUGACUUUUAUGGUUACAGCGAAUCGCUCUGUUAAACUUUCCAUUUAAACUUUCCAGACCUCUUGGAAAAUCACAACCUCUGUCACCCCCACUGCCAACCCCUCCUUUUCUCUUUUAUGCCCUCCUGUGUCUGCUCCCUCCUCACUGUUACUAUCUAUGUUCUGCUCCCACCACAGUUUUGUUUCAUAUCUUCCUUUUUGUGUUGAGAUUGAGGCAGUAGCACCUGUUCCACGGGCCAUCUUACCAUCAGAGACUGCUCUCAGCCCCACACUGUAAUCUAUUCCUAUUCACAUCCCAGAUUUGGAGCUAAAUUUUGUUACGUAAUCAGACAUUGCGUAAGUUAUAUCUGGGGUCAAAUCAAGUGUAGUUUUCAAAAUGAGGCAAGAGUGGGUUAUCUGGGGCUGUGCUGCUGUCAUGAUAGCCCCCUAUUACUGGGAUGAAAGAGCAUAGAUUCAGACUCUCCAGAGAUGUAGUCAUUAAAAAAAAAAAAAACAGACACGCACAGUGUCUGUAAAAGCAAAAAUACUAUAACUCCACUGAUUAUAUGCAUCGAAGUCUGUUUCCAGGUGUUAGCGAGUACUACAGUAUGUGUGAAAAAGGUUGUAUCAAGCCUGUCGUGUCUCCAGAGGGAGCUGUGUGAAGUCUGAUAAAUGUCCUCAAGUGAUGUCACUUAGGUCAGCGUUUGCUGAAGACUACAUGUUAGAAAAUGGAAAAAAAAAAAUUCUAGAGGUGUGGAGUUGGAUUUAAGUGAGCUUACCAGACCUUACCACAGCACGCAGCUCAUAUCUGCUGGAGGCUAGCAACUCCAGGCUACAUUAGAUGCCACCCAUGGGGCUUCAUUUUGGUGUGUUAUCCGGCGACUCCUGAUCUUUUUUAUCAGCCGUGAUGCGAAAAACCAGGCGAGACCUGUUGCUUGUGUGGGUAUAUCAUGGUAUGAAACACACAGGUACUGUAGCUUCAGCAAGAGAGAAAGCAAUGACGUCACUUAAACAACUUGUGUAGUCUUUUUAAGUACUUAUUACAUACUUACAUAAUGCGUAAUUACAUACACAGGUUUUGCUUGAGAAGUGAAGCUGAUCAUUAUUUAUGUCAGUCGAUCAAUCAGUUUCAACUCUAUUUGAGUUCAGAUUUGACAAAGCUUCUUCAGAGCCACAAAAGACACUUUACAUCCAUUUCCACAGGCUGAGUAGUGCUAACUGUGCCAGGUAAACUGAGCUUCAUGUGUAAAAUCAGCGGAAUGCGCCUUUAUUAAGCACAGUAGGUCUUAAUUAUUAUUUUGUUCUUUAUUCUAAUUUUGGCCACUCAUAGUUUACAUGUGUUCAUAAUGAACUCAGAUUUAAUUAGACAUCGGUAACUUCGUUCCUUUAAUUCAGUAGGACUUACAUAAAAUUCUGCACAGACUUUUAAACUGUCAAUAAUCCUAUACUUGGCUUUUGGUGCAGAUAAUCUUUGCACUGACCAGUAAAAGUUAGUAAAAUCUUGAUACAGCACAAGCACUGGCUUUAUAAUGAACUGAAGCACAGGAUUCACUCCUCCUCAUCCUCCCCUUAGUUGACACAAUCACUGGCCUGAUCACACUGGACUGAUAAACACAACACGUUUAUGAAUGAAUCCGAGCUUCAGAUCAUAUCUUCUGAAGCUGUUUCCACAACACAGAUGUGUCCUCUCUCUCUCUCACCCAGACACUCUUCUGGAUAUCCAGUACCCACAUAAUCCCAGCGGGGGGAGACACUGAGCCCUCACCUUUGUCCUCCUCUGCAGGUCUCAUGUAACUGAUAGGCUUAAUAAUUUACCAAGUGAGCAGCAGCCCUUCAGGACAGCAGAAGAGACACUAACUGAUGUUAAUGGUUUUCAGUCAGGACCGUUAACCUGAGAAAGUGUUUUCAGAGGGAUCACAGCUACAUUUGAAAUGUGUCAGUGGUUCUUAUCCUGAGAUGGGAUGAUCAGAGCAUUCUGAUGUGAAUUACAACUCAUUUUAGGGCUGUGAGGCUAAGUGGGUUUAAAGGGACAAUUCAUCCUGAAAUCAAAAAUACACAUUUUGACUCAUCCCUUUAGUGCUGUUUAUCAGGC
Messenger RNA from Epinephelus lanceolatus (giant grouper), 4674 nucleotides. It is a transcript of the gene etnk2, whose product is annotated as ethanolamine kinase 2. Gene Ontology annotation, cellular component: cytoplasm. The record is from RefSeq and is a predicted model, not a curated record. Gene Ontology annotation, biological process: phosphatidylethanolamine biosynthetic process. Gene Ontology annotation, molecular function: ethanolamine kinase activity. Lineage: Eukaryota; Metazoa; Chordata; Actinopteri; Perciformes; Serranidae.